Messenger RNA from Oldenlandia corymbosa var. corymbosa, 3140 nucleotides. The record is from the annotation of a GenBank genome assembly. Lineage: Eukaryota; Viridiplantae; Streptophyta; Magnoliopsida; Gentianales; Rubiaceae.
CUUUUUUCAAUUAUCUUUUCCCUAUUCGCCGUAAAACCCUUCUGGCUUCGCCAAAAACCUCAUCUAUCUUCUCUCAUUUCACUAUAACCUCAGCCCCUUAACCCUAACUCAUCGAUCAAUCCUUCGCCGGAAAAUGGCAACGGCCGCCAUGUCCUCCACCGUAUACCGAUCACUAUUAGCCAUGCGCUCCACCAACAAGUCAACCUCUUUCCUCCUCUCCAAACGCCUCUACCAUUCCACCAUUUCGAACCCACCGCCACUUCCCGGAUUCAUCCGACCCGCCUUCUACCGCUCCGGUUCACUGCCUGCAGUUUCACGCGCCCUCGGGUUCGUUGCUCCUUCCGGACAUCGUGUAAACACGAUACGGUGUAGGGUCAAUCGUUCUGGUUCCUCGUACUCGCCGCUUAGUUCCGGGACAAACUUCAGUGACCGGCCACCCACUGAAAUGGCUCCGCUCUUCCCUGGUUGCGAUUACGAGCACUGGCUUAUCGUGAUGGAUAAGCCCGGCGGUGAAGGCGCUACCAAGGAGCAAAUGAUAGAUUGCUAUGUUCAAACACUUGCUAAAGUCCUCGGCAGUGAGGAAGAGGCCAAGAAGAAGAUAUACAAUGUCUCAUGCAGUAGAUAUUUCGGCUUUGGUUGUGAAAUUGAUGAGGAGACGUCUAACAAGCUUGAAGGUUUGCCAGGAGUGUUGUUUGUUUUACCAGACUCUUAUGUUGAUGCAGAGAACAAGGAUUAUGGAGGUUUGUGAGCCUUUUCUUGAUGUCCAUUAAUAAGUAUCAACUUUUGUUUAGAAGCCUUAAUAGGCCAAACCUAUAGCUCUUAUACUGUUGCUUUUGCCCCCUUGUCAUGCAGUAUUUGUAUUUAUAUAAUCCUGUUACUUGUUGUGGGCUUAAGUAUUUGUUCGAAUGUCACUUUGGGCUCAAAGAUAUAUGCUAUGAUGAAAUUUUUUUUGCAUGCCGUGUCUUGGAUGUACUUGGCUUGGAUAAUUUUUUAUGCAGCACUAGGGCAAUAUACAUCCAUAUCAUACAACUUCAUAUAGUGAGAUGAAGUCUUAGUUCUUGUCAUUGUUUUAGUCUGGGAUAAUUGGAGUUUUUUGUUUUCAACGUGCGUCUUUGGAUGAAUACCAUUUGACAUCAAAGUAAAGGACAUUUCUGUGCUAGAUGCUAUAAUUUACAGAAGGACUUGACCUCAUUUUGAUGCAAGUUGUUCUAUGUAAUUAAAUAGUAUUUUGUGAAUGGUAUCAAUAUUUCCCGAUUUUAACAUUUGGAAAUGUGUCUGAUUUGGCAGCUGAACUUUAUGUGAAUGGGGAGAUAGUUCAAAGAUCACCUGAGAGGCAAAGGAGAGUGGAGCCAGUUCCCCAAAGGGCUGGUGAUAGACCAAGAUACAAUGACCGAACUCGUUAUGUGAGACGCCGUGAUAACAUGCGGUGAAUGGUUUUAACACAUCUUUGAGGAAUUAUAUGUUAUGUAGUAGAUGAAACUUGAAAGCUUAUCACUAAAUGGUUGUAUCUAAUGUGGUGCUGUGAUUGGCUGUAGUUUGACGCGUGAGACUAAAGUUAAUAAUCUUUUUACUUUUUUUUAAGAUUUAAGAUGGUUUUAAGUUUCUGUUUGAUUCUUGUACUUCCUUUUCGCACAUUGGUUUAUUAUGCUCAGUUGUGACUUCUCCUCUGAAGUUUUCUGUAGAACCUGCAGUAUGAUUCCCAUUUUUCUUCGGCUGUGCUUAAAUUUAUGCGAGUUGAGAAAGGUAUUUGUAACCAUACGAAGAAAUUGGAAGUCAUUUCUAGUUCUCUUGGGUGGCUGUCCAGGUACUGGAGAUUCAGUGACCUGAGAUCCAGUACUCAAAUUUUGCUUGUGGCUUGUAUUUCGUGUGAUUUAGUUGAUUUCCGACUUGCUUUGGUAGAAAAUGGAGGGAUUAAAGAUGUAUCGUUCUUCAUUUAUAAAGAAAACGCCGAAAAUGCACAUUAACUAGCUGCGAAGUUUCGAAAUAAGAGACGUAGUGUUUUCCGCCUAAUCUUGUCUGAAUUGAUAAGCAGGGAGGGGGUCUCUUGGGUUUUCCACUUUUAUUCAAUUAUUCUGUUGUACUUCAACGUCUCCAAAAUCAUUUGGGCUCAAGUUGUGCUUUACAUUAGAAACUGCUUAUAUUUUGGCCCUCAUGAGUGGUAUUUUCACAUGAAUUGGUUAUUGGGUUCUCUCUUCCACGAAGUUUUCACAUGCAAACUAUUGAUAGGUGCUUUCUCCAAGUUGGUUUCAUCUCCGCUGACCUUCAGUACUCGAACUUCCUUUCAUGACCUCAAAGAAAUCAAUGAAACAACAUUCAUCAGAGGCAUCACCUUCUGCAGGAUAAUCCUUCUGUCACGGAGAUCUCAAGUCCUUUGUUGACCAGAGGAACUCUUCGAAUUAGUCUCAGCUCUCUAGAUCUUCAAACAUAUCCGGAACAAUUGUAGAUUCACUCUCAUUUGUGUCAUCUUUGAAAUUUCCUCACUUUAGUUAAUGCUCAUUUUACCGGUACCCUCUUUUGAGGACAACCGGGGCAAUGGCGGCUUUUCAGGGACCGGUUUCGAAUAUACAGGCUGAGCUGCAAAACCUGGAAGUCUCAGAUUUUACAUAAUGUUCAAUGUCGGCGGUUUUUACCUUAACCGGCUGCAAGUUAUGGGCACUGGGGCUUUCAGGGCGAUUGAAAAGGGUUUUUUUAGGGGUAAAGGAGGGAGGUGUGAGCCAUGGGAAUUUUGGGAAAUUUGAUAAGAAAAUGAGAGAGACCUAGUGGUCAAAUAUGCCCCUUAAAAACCGCCAAAUAAAACCCCAAUUUCAGUUUCGUAGUGGACCUAGUGGUUUAGGGGAUCACACAGCUUUGCUCCGCUUCUUUCUCCACCAAAUCGCCGGCGGGGGCUUCCGGUGAGUUUCAUCAUUUCGUCCACCCUCUUUUGUAUCUUUUGCGUAUUCUGUGAGACCUUAUUCAGUUUUGGUUCAAGAUUGAAUUUUCAGAUUCGGGGAUUAUUUUGGAUGAGGUUUAAUGAUUCUUUUCUGUGAAAGGUUUUUCGUAGUUUGUAUCGAAAUGAAUCGAAUGUUUAUUAUGCACAAGAACCAGCUGUAUGCUAUUAUGCCUUGUACAAAAACAAUAAUUUGUAUGCACUUAAGCAAGCA